Molecule: messenger RNA, 1533 nt
Organism: Phragmites australis (common reed)
Lineage: Eukaryota; Viridiplantae; Streptophyta; Magnoliopsida; Poales; Poaceae
Product: transcription factor MYB93-like
Exons: 4
Coding region: 177-1163 (328 amino acids)
Source: RefSeq, a predicted model, not a curated record
CAGACCUUAAGCUAGCUAAAGAAACUCGAUCCUCUCUCCUCUGCACAUCUCUCUCUCUCUCUCUUCUUCCUCUUCCUUCCUCUCUCCUCGUCAUCUGCAGACACACAGAGCUAGCUAGCUAGCUGCAGGUCUGCCAAGUAAGAAGCCAAAAACCUCGCUUUGAGGAUACAGUUGCAAUGGGGAGGUCACCGUGCUGCGACCAGGACGCCGGCGUGAAGAAGGGCCCGUGGACGCCGGAGGAGGACAAGCUGCUGGUGGACUACAUCCAGAAGAACAGCCAUGGAAGCUGGCGCCGCCUCCCCAAGCUCGCCGGCCUCAACCGCUGCGGCAAGAGCUGCCGCCUCCGCUGGACCAACUACCUCCGCCCCGACAUCAAGCGCGGCAACUUCACCGACGAGGAGGAGAAGCUCAUCAUCCACUUCCACUCCCUCCUCGGCAACAAGUGGUCGUAUAUAGCGACGAAGCUGCCGGGGAGGACGGACAACGAGAUCAAGAACUACUGGAACACGCACCUCCGCAAGAAGCUCCUCGGCAUGGGCAUCGACCCGGUCACGCACCGCCCGCGCACCGACCUCAACCUCCUCGCCGGUCUCCCCAACCUCCUCGCUGCCGCCAACCUCGGGGGCCCCCUCGCCGGCGCCGCGCACACCACCUGGGACAUCAACGCCCUCAGACUCCAGGCCGACGCCGCCAAGUUCCAGCUCCUCCAGGGCCUCGUCCGCGUGCUCACCACCGCCGCCACGCCCAGCGUCGACCUCAUGGCCCUCCUCGCCGCGAGCAAUGGAGGGGUCAGCCAGCCCUCCGGCGCUGACCAGGGCGGCAGGGUCCAGUACGACGGCCUGCUCAACCUGCCGGCGUUGACCAGCGUGCCGGCUGUGGCACCAGGGAUGUCCUCCUUGGCCGGGCUGCUGAACGGUUUCGGUGGCGGAGGUGCUGGAAGUGCUCUCGCCGAGCUCGGCCACAGCGGGGCGAGCGGGAGCAAUACGACGGCAGCGGUGGCGCCACCGUUGGUGCUGGCGGAGGAGUGUAAUGGCGGUUGCAGCAGCGGCAGUGGUGCGACGCCUUGUGAGGAGACGCCGGCGUCGAGCCCGUUCGAGGGGCUGGAGAACCUGAAUUACCUGGAUGACCUUAACAGCGACAGUUGGAAGGAGUUGCUAGAGUGAGCAAAUGUCAUGGUUGAACCCGAAUGAUCAGCUGUGAGAGAAGAAUUAAACGACAUACUUCAUAGGAGAUGAAGAAUGCAAAGUUAAAUAGAUCGAGAGAGAGUUUUCUUUGGAUUAGUUGCACACUUCUUCGAGGAUGUUAAGUUCGUUUGUUGAUAGGACAAAAGGUGGUUUGAUCCACAUUUAGCUAUAUAUGUACAAAGAAAAAGAACGCCAGAAGGACAUGUUUAAUGUUUUCAAUUUUUUUUAUUUAUUUUUUCCCUUUGCUUUUACAAGGAGGAUAUGUGUAAUGAUUAGCUUGUGACACAAAAUGAAAGAACUUCCCUUUUCCACACCCAAGUGUGACAUUCAUAUAAUGUUGCUUGUGAGA